AUGGACUGUGCUGAAGGUGCUCAGGAGAUUCCGCCGGGAUCAGAGAAACUGCAUAAUGACAAAAGCCUACAAGAGCUUCAUGAACAAGAAACACCACGGAGCCAUGAAAUUGAGAAAUUCACAUUCCUCCCCCCUUUGCAAGUGACAAAAUAUCAAGUGUCCCCCUUCUGCCCCCAGGCCUUCAGCAUCGUCUUCCAGAAGGCUGUGGAGAAGGCGGCUCCCAGUGAGAGCCUCCAGGAGCGGGUGGCCAACCUCACAGACAGCGUCACCUUCUCUGUGUACUAGUACACCACCGGUGGGCUCUUUGAGUGUGAUAAGCUGACCUACCUUGCCCAGCUCACCUUUCAGAUCCUCCUCUUGAACCAGGAGGUUCUUCCGGCUGAGCUGGAUUUCCUGCUUCCAUCUCCCGUGCAGACAGGUGACAGCAGCCCAGUGGAAUUCCUCUCCCAUCAGGCCUGGGGUGGCAUCAAGGCACUUUCAUCAAUGGAAGAAUUCUAUAAUCUGGAUCGGGACAUUGAGGGGUCUGCCAAGAGCUGGAAAAAGUUUGUGGAAUCAGAAUGUCCUGAGAAGGAGAAGUUCCCACAGGAGUGGAAGAACAAGACAGCCCUGCAGCACCUCUGCAUGAUGAGGGCCAUGCGGCCGGACCGGAUGACCUACGCCAUGCGAGACUUUGUUGAGGAGAAGUUAGGAAGCAAAUACGUGGUGGGAAGAGCCCUCGACUUUGCAGCCUCAUUUGAGGAAUCAGGACCAGCCACUCCCAUGUUUUUUAUCCUGUCUCCAGGGGUAGACCCACUGAAAGAUGUGGAGAAUCAAGGUAGAAAACUCGGAUACACCUUCAACAACCGGAACUUCCACAACGUGUCUCUGGGGCAAGGACAGGAGGCAGUGGCUGAGGCUGCCCUGGACCUGGCCGCCAGGAAGGGUCACUGGGUGAUUUUGCAGAACAUCCACCUGGUGGCCAAGUGGCUCAGCACCCUGGAGAAGAAGCUGGAGGAGCACAGCAAGAACAGCCACCCAGACUUCAGGGUCUUCAUCAGCGCGGAGCCUGCGCCCUCCCCUGAGGGUCACAUCAUCCCCCAGGGCAUCCUGGAGAACUCCAUUAAAAUCACCAGUGAGCCUCCCACGGGCAUGCAUGCCAACCUGCACCAGGCCCUGGACAACUUCACCCAGGACACCCUGGAGAUGUGUUCCCGGGAGACUGAGUUUAAGAGCAUCCUCUUUGCUCUCUGUUACUUUCAUGGGGUGGUGGCCAAAAGACGAAAGUUUGGGCCCCAGGGAUGGAAUCGCUCCUACCCCUUCAACACCGGGAACCUCACCAUCUCUGUGAAUGUGCUCUACAACUUCCUGGAGGCCAACGCAAAGGUCCCCUAUGACGACUUGCACUACCUCUUUGGAGAGAUCAUGUAUGGAGGCCAUAUCACAGAUGACUGGGACAGGAGACUCUGCAGGACCUAUCUGGAGGAAUUCAUCAAACCAGAAAUGCUACUAGGAGAGCUGUGUCUGGCCCCAGGGUUCCUGGUCCCAGGAAACAUGGACUACAAUGGCUACCAUCAGUACAUCAAUGCCGAGCUGCCCGCAGAGUCGCCCUACCUCUAUGGCCUCCACCCCAAUGCGGAGAUCGGCUUCCUGACCCAGACCUCGGAAAAGCUCUUUCGCAUGGUCCUGGAGCUGCAGCCCAGGGACAGCCAAGGCGGAGAGGGGGCAGGAGCCACAAGAGAAGAAAAGGUCAAGGUCCUCCUGGAAGAAAUACUGGAGUGGGUGACGGAUGAGUUUAACAUCCCAGAGCUGAUGGCCAAACUGGAGGAGCGCACCCCGUACAUAGUAGUUGCCUUCCAGGAGUGUGAGCAAAUGAACAUCCUCACCAGAGAGAUCCAGCGCUCACUGAGGGAGCUGGACCUUGGCUUAAAGGGGGAGCUGACUAUGACCGGUGACAUGGAGAACUUACAGAAUGCCCUGUACCUAGACACAGUGCCAGAGCCCUGGACCAGGCGAGCCUACCCUUCCACAGCAGGCCUGGCAGCCUGGUUUUUGAACCUCCUCAACUGAAUCAAGGAACUGGAGGCUUGGAUAGGAGACUUUGUGAUGCCCUUCACUGUGUGGCUGAUAGGCUUCUUCAACCCCCAGUCCUUCCUGACCGCCAUCAUGCAAUCCAUGGCACAGAAUGAGUGGCCACUAGACCAGAUGGCCCUGCAAUUUGAUGUGACAAAGAAGAAUAGAGAGGAAGUCAGGAGCCCUCCUCGGGAAGGGGCUUACAUCCAUGGCCUCUUCAUGGAAGGUGCUCACUGGGAUACACAGGUAAAUCCUGAGAUGAGCCAAAGGGCAUCCUGUGUGGGAUGAUACGCAUUGUCUCUAUUAAGUGUGAUCACUCAGAGGGGUACCCCUGAACCUUUUAACCUAAAUCAACUUUUCUUGAGGUUGUCAAGCCAUUUUUAUGCAGCGAGGGAUGGUACAAAGAACACAAACUCUGCAAAGUGGAGUGGUUAAAAGCAUGGGUUCUGGAUCUGAAUGCCAGCACCACCAUUUUUUAACUCUGUGACCUUGGGAUGUAGUUCUGUCUCUCCAAAUCUCAAUUUUCAACUGUCAAAUGGGAAUAUAGAGUUGCUGUGAAAAUUAAAUGAGGAAAUAUAUGCCUGGCACAUAGGGAGUGCUCAAAAAGUGCUGGAGUCAUCUAUCCCUCUGCUGUCACCUGGGGUUGUUAGUUCACCUCUCUGGUCGAUUUUCCUCAUUCAUAAGCUCUAGGAAAGCAGGAAUAUCUUCUACCUUUUAUGUUGUCCCUUGUCUGCAAAGGGGUGUCAGUAGAUACCAUUUUAAUGACAUUCUGAAAGGAUUCCUCACUGAGGCUUAAUACAAAAUUGAGUCACAAUAGGAUUAGAGAUACUUUGUUAUGGAUAGGAAGCUGGCAAGCAAGCAAUGAUGGCUGGGAUAAAUGACAUGAACAAGGAUGCGUAAUUCUAGAACAAGUUUACAUUUACUAUAUGCAUGAUCUGAAAGGACUACUUAGUCAAAUAACCCACUUGGCAAGUGGCAUUCAACUAUUCCUGGCCAUCAAUACAAAGCUAAUGGGGAAAAACUGUUAUAAAAUCUAGAAGAUCCUAGGCCAUGUAAAUAUAUAUAUAUGGGGCUGUACUAGACUGGAAAAAAGCCUCCCAAAAUUCAUGUCCACCUAGGACCUCAGAAUGUGACCUUGCUUGGAAAUAGGGUCUUUGCAUAUAUAAUUAGUUAAGAUGGGGGUUAUACUAUAGUAGAGUAGGCCUUAAAUCCAAUAAGUUCAUAUUGGAGACACAGAAGAGAAUGCCCUGUAAAGAGAGAGGGAGAGACUCAAGUGAUGCAUCAUAUGCCAAGGAACGCCAAGGGGUGCCAGCAACCACCAGUGGUGAAAAUAGGGGCCUGAGACAGUUUCUGCCUCAGAGCCACCAGAAGGAACAAGCCCUACCUACACCCUGAUUCAAGACUUCUAGCCUUCAGAACUGUGAAAGAACUCAUUUCUGUUGUUUUUAAGCCACCAUAUUGUAAUGAUUCAUUACCAGGAAACCAAUCAAGAGCCAACAGAAAAGACAAUAAAGUGAGACAGUGUUAAAACAGUCUGACUCCUGAGAAGGAAAUCAGCUCCCCUCUCUCCACAUGAACAUUUCUACAAGAAUCUUGUCAGUGGCGAAUACACAGACUGUAUUAGGUGUAGGGUGGCCUAGGGAGAGCCAGAGCUAAGAUACCAAAAACACCAAAAUGAGGGAAGUACAAAAUAGAUAAAUGGAGAAGGAGCUCAGAAGGAAGAGCGGUGGCACUGCAGGGGUGGGAAGUGCUGCUGAUUCUAAUCUGGUUUUUUCAUCCACUUGUUUCUGAAUAAUAAUAAAAACUUCCCAGAAAGCAA
Manis javanica (Malayan pangolin) is the source of this 3868-nucleotide messenger RNA. The record is from RefSeq and is a predicted model, not a curated record. NCBI's taxonomy places the organism in Eukaryota, Metazoa, Chordata, Mammalia, Pholidota, Manidae.